AUGCAAGGGAGAGAUAGGGAGGGAUACAGAGUGCGCGCCAUUGAUAUGAACGCCAGGCGAUUUCCGGACACAUCCUAUCAGUUCACCACUCAUUCAGUAACGGCCUCUCCAGACAUAGUCUCACAAAACCGAUCGAUAUUUACCAUUGAUUUUGAAUUCACCUCAAAAGUGGGACGACCACUGAUUACGAAAGCGGCUAUACUUCCCGACGCUAUGCGGCUUUCCUAUUGUUUGAAGAAAAGUAGCUGA
Molecule: messenger RNA, 249 nt
Organism: Oppiella nova
Lineage: Eukaryota; Metazoa; Arthropoda; Arachnida; Sarcoptiformes; Oppiidae
Source: the annotation of a GenBank genome assembly